Seriola dumerili (greater amberjack) is the source of this 3399-nucleotide messenger RNA. Its product is annotated as glutamate receptor ionotropic, kainate 5-like. Gene Ontology annotation, cellular component: plasma membrane; postsynaptic membrane; kainate selective glutamate receptor complex. The record is from RefSeq and is a predicted model, not a curated record. Gene Ontology annotation, molecular function: kainate selective glutamate receptor activity; transmitter-gated monoatomic ion channel activity involved in regulation of postsynaptic membrane potential. The transcript has 19 exons. Bases 1 to 3399 code for a protein of 1132 amino acids. Lineage: Eukaryota; Metazoa; Chordata; Actinopteri; Carangiformes; Carangidae. Gene Ontology annotation, biological process: monoatomic ion transport; synaptic transmission, glutamatergic; modulation of chemical synaptic transmission.
AUGCCGGCUCUGCCAGCACUGCUGCUGUCGAUUUACGUCGCCGUCCUGCUGCUGACCAUGGCACCGCUCUCCUUCAGCCAGGCCAACACCCUCUCUGCCGUCCGGAUGGCGGCCAUUUUGGAUGACCAGUCAGUAUGUGGUCGUGGUGAGCGUCUGGCGCUGGCUCUGGCGAGGGAGAACAUCAACAGUCUGAUGCAGGGCUCCUCCCAGGCGAAGGUGGAGGUGGACGUCUACGAGCUGCAGAAGGACUCCCAGUACGACACCACUGACACCAUGUGUCAGAUUCUCCCAAAGGGUGUGGUCUCGGUGAUUGGACCCGCCUCCAGCCCGGCCUCCGGGUCCACCAUCAGUCACAUCUGUGGGGAGAAAGAGAUCCCUCAUGUGAAGAUCGGUCCGGAAGAAACCCCGAAGCUGCCGUACCUUCGCUUCGCCUCAGUGACGCUCUACCCGAGCAACGAGGACCUGAGUCUGGCCAUCGGAUCCAUCCUGCGCUCUUUCGGUUACCCAACGGCUAGCCUCAUCUGCGCCAAAGCAGAGUGCCUGCUGCGUUUGGAGGAGCUGGUCCGCCGCUUCCUCAUCUCCAGGGAGACGCUGUCGGUGCGGAUGCUGGACGACAGUCUGGACCCCACCCCUCUGCUGAAGGAGAUCCGUGACGACAAAGUGGCCACCAUCAUCAUCGAUGCCAACGCCUCCAUCUCCUACCACAUCCUCAGGAAGGCGAACGAGCUGGGGAUGACGUCAGCCUUCUACAAGUAUAUCCUCACCACCAUGGACUUCCCUCUGCUCCGGCUGGACGACGUGGUGGACGAUCAGUCCAACAUUGUGGGCUUCUCCAUGCUCAACAGCAGCCAUCCGUUCUACCUGGAGUUCAUCAGGAGCCUCAACCUGUCCUGGAGGGAAGGCUGCGAUAUCAGCCCGUACCCCGGCCCAGCGCUGUCGUCGGCCCUGAUGUUUGAUGCGGUUCACGUGGUGGUGAGCGCCGUGCAGGAGCUGAACCGCAGUCAGGAGAUCGGAGUGAAGCCGCUGAGCUGCACCUCCCCGCUCAUCUGGCAGCACGGAACCAGCCUCAUGAACUACCUGCGCAUGGUGGAGUACGAUGGUCUGACAGGUCACAUUGAGUUCAACAGCAAAGGCCAGAGGACCAAUUACACUCUGAAGAUCUUGGAGAAGCACCCCGGGGGCCAUAAAGAGAUUGGUACCUGGUACUCCAACAACACGUUGGCCAUGAACUCCACUUCCCUGGACCUCAACGCAUCGGAGACGCUGGCUAACAAGACGCUAAUUGUCACCACAAUACUGGAAAACCCCUACGUCAUGCGUAAGUCCAACUACCAGGACUUCCAGGGUAACGACCAGUACAAGGGUUUCUGCGUGGACAUGCUCCGGGAGUUGGCCGACAUCCUGAAGUUCUCCUUCAAGAUCAAGCUGGUGGACGACGGGCUGUACGGAGCCCCGGAGCCCAACGGCAGCUGGACCGGCAUGGUGGGAGAGCUGAUCAACAGGAAAGCAGACCUGGCAGUGGCCGGCUUCACCAUCACCUCAGAGAGGGAGAAGGUGAUCGAUUUCUCCAAACCCUUCAUGACUCUGGGCAUCAGCAUUCUCUACCGAGUUCAUCUGGGUCGUAAACCAGGUUACUUCUCCUUCCUGGAUCCCUUCUCUCCAGCUGUCUGGCUCUUCAUGCUGUUGGCUUACCUCGCCGUCAGCUGCGUCCUCUUCCUUGCCGCCAGGCUAAGCCCCUAUGAAUGGUACAACCCUCACCCGUGUCUGCGGGAGCGGCGGGACAUCCUGGAGAACCAGUACACAUUGGGGAACAGCCUGUGGUUCCCGGUGGGUGGCUUCAUGCAGCAGGGCUCAGAGAUCAUGCCCCGGGCUCUGUCCACACGCUGCGUCAGCGGAGUCUGGUGGGCCUUCACCCUCAUCAUCAUCUCGUCCUACACGGCCAACUUGGCGGCGUUUCUCACCGUUCAGAGGAUGGAGGUUCCCAUCGAGUCUCCGGACGACUUGGCCGACCAAACCAACAUCCAGUACGGCACCAUCCACGGGGGCUCCACCAUGACCUUCUUCAUGAACUCUCGGUACCAGACGUACCAGAGGAUGUGGAACUACAUGUACUCCAAGCAGCCCAGCGUGUUCGUGAAGAGCACUGAAGAGGGCAUCGCCCGCGUCCUCAACUCCAAGUACGCCUUCCUGAUGGAGAGCACCAUGAACGAGUACUACCGCAGCCUCAACUGCAACCUCACGCAGAUCGGAGGCUUGCUGGACACCAAAGGCUACGGUAUCGGCAUGCCUCUGGGCUCUCCGUUCAGAGACGAGAUCACUCUGGGGAUUUUACAGCUGCAGGAGAGCAACAGGCUGGAGAUCCUGAAGAGACGCUGGUGGGAGGGAGGACAGUGUCCCAAGGAGGAGGACCACCGAGCCAAAGGUCUGGGGAUGGAGAACAUCGGCGGGAUCUUCGUGGUCCUGAUCUGCGGCCUCAUCAUCGCCGUCUUCGUGGCCAUCAUGGAGUUUGUGUGGUCGACGCGUCGAACCGCCGAGACGGACGAGGUAAACCUUCACCAUCCUCCUCCUCCUCCUCCUCCUCUUCCUCUCUCGUCCUCCUCCUCCUCCUGCCCCGUGUCUGUCUGUCAGGAGAUGCUGACGGAGUUUCGUAACGCCGUCUCCUGUAAGAAAAGCUCCCGCUCUCGUCGCCGCCGGCCUCUGAGCAGCACUGGGGGUGGAGUCCUGCGUCACCCGUCCCGCCUCGCUCUGGCCGCACCUCGCCCCAUCCGUCUGGUCCGAGAGAUGCGUCUCAGCAACGGCAAACUGUACAGCGGCGCCGGCCCGCUGACGGGUGGGCUUGCGGGGCUGGGAGGAGGUAUGGCAGGAGGCCCUGAUUUGGGCCCGGGGCCACAGAGGCUCCUGGAGGACCCGCUUGGCGCCAACGCCACCACCAGCACGCCUCCUCCUCCCCCUCCCCCGGCGUCAUCCCUGGUGGCUCCACCCGCCCCGCCGCGCAGCUUCCUGCAGAGCUGCAGCCAUGUGCGGAUCUGCCAGGAGUGCCGGCGGAUCCAGAGCCUGCGGCCGGCCACGCUUACGCCUCCCCCACCUCCUCCCCCUUCCUCAUCCUCCUCUGCCUCCUCCUGCUCCCGGAUCCCACCCUCAGUGGUGGGGCCAGGUCACCACCACCACCACCGCCACAACCCUCACCACCUCCACUACCACCACGGCUCCAUGUCGCUGCCUCGCCUCCCGCCACCGCCUCCCCCGAUGUCGACAGACAGAGCUGACAGUGACGGGGGAGGUGGGGGGGCAGCAAGCCCUCAGUGGGGCAAAACCAAACCAGCUCCACCACCCAGACCGAUGCCCCCUGCCAAGACGCUGACACACCCGCCAACGGACCUACUUGGGGGGCACGACUGA